AUAUAUUUAUGAUGGUGAUGGUACUAUUGACCUCACCAGCGUUGAUUUUUCUGACAUUAUUUUUCUUUUGUGGAGUGCACAUGAACUCCGUCUAAGUGAACUAUGUAAUUAUAUUGAAAAUAAGAUUGUUAGACAAAAAGACCUUGUUAUGAAGAAUAUUUCUCUCGUCUAUCAAAAAGGAUUAUCAGAAUUUACAAAAUUAACAGAGUUAUGCAAGGACAAGAAUAUUUUCAAAA
Dentiscutata heterogama is the source of this 236-nucleotide messenger RNA. NCBI's taxonomy places the organism in Eukaryota, Fungi, Glomeromycota, Glomeromycetes, Diversisporales, Gigasporaceae. The record is from the annotation of a GenBank genome assembly.